CAAUUUUGUCACCCUUCAUCGAAAAAAAAAAAUGUACAAUUGAAAAUCUUUCUCAAAAAAAUUAGUAUCCAUACGAGAAGAUUAAAAAACCAAGAACUUUAAAACGGGAAGUAGUAGAUGUGCCUAAAGUAAGCAUUACAAUGCUUAAAACAGAUCUCUCACGUUUCCAUGGUUUCCUGGUGCCUGUGUUCACAUGCUUUGAAGAGAACGAAAAAAAGAGUUUGACUGUAGAAUAUAUUGAAAUCUAUGCAUCGUGGCUUAAAUCAAAGGGAGCCACGGGAGUUUUGGUGAAUAGCCUCACUGGCGAAGGCCCCGUUUUGAGCAAAUACGAACGUCAAAUACAUGCAGAGGCUUGGAGCAAAGCUUGUGAGAAGCAUCAACUGAUUAUGUUACUCCAAAUUGGCGGUGCGCCUCUAUCCGAUGUACUAGAAUUAGCAAGGCACGCCGACACACUAAACUUGGACGGUGUCGUCUGCAUACCGGAGCUGUUUUAUAAGCCGCACGAUGUGGACCAAUUGGUGGGGUAUUGUAAAAUUGUUGCAAAGAAUUGCAGCAGUCAUCCAUUUCUGUAUUACCAUUUGCCAAAUUACACGGAUAUCGAUUUUGAUAUGCUUGAAUUUUGCCAACGCGCCGAGAAGAGUAUACCGAAUUUUUUGGGCUUAACAUACACGCACUGGGACCUCAAUAUGGCAGUGAAAUGUUUGAGUCCGAAACGCAUUAUAAUACUUAGCGACUCACGCAUGCUUUCAAAUGGACUGCUGCUGGGCUUCAAAUGCUUUAGCAUGGCCACAUUCAAUAUGGUGCCGGAUCUAAUGCAAGACAUUUCCGGUGCCAUGCAAGAUAAAAACUUACGAAGAGCCAAUAAGAGUCAAAAACGUGUGAAUGCCUUAAUACGGGACCAUACUAGCAAACGAAAGCCGGGGUAUUGGGUGAGAGGCAUGAAGAAUUGGUUCAACAAUGAGAUGAUGGCUUCAGAUGGAGCUUCUUUUUCUGCUGGUCGUGCACGCAAACUUUACUAGUUUUGAAAUUAAAUAUUUGUUUUUACUUUUACAUUUUUUUGUAAAAUUUUUAAGGAGUUGGAACGUUGAAAAAUUAUUUAAUAAUAAAUUCUCAUUAAUGGG
Molecule: messenger RNA, 1121 nt
Organism: Anastrepha obliqua
Lineage: Eukaryota; Metazoa; Arthropoda; Insecta; Diptera; Tephritidae
Product: N-acetylneuraminate lyase B-like
Exons: 4
Coding region: 141-1019 (292 amino acids)
Biological process (GO): N-acetylneuraminate catabolic process
Molecular function (GO): N-acetylneuraminate lyase activity; 4-hydroxy-tetrahydrodipicolinate synthase activity
Source: RefSeq, a predicted model, not a curated record